This is a messenger RNA of Esox lucius (northern pike), 3548 nucleotides long. It is a transcript of the gene gdpd4a, whose product is annotated as glycerophosphodiester phosphodiesterase domain containing 4a. The transcript has 17 exons. The record is from RefSeq and is a predicted model, not a curated record. Gene Ontology annotation, cellular component: membrane. Gene Ontology annotation, molecular function: glycerophosphodiester phosphodiesterase activity. Gene Ontology annotation, biological process: lipid metabolic process. NCBI's taxonomy places the organism in Eukaryota, Metazoa, Chordata, Actinopteri, Esociformes, Esocidae. Bases 566 to 2056 code for a protein of 496 amino acids.
GGUGAGGCAGACUGUUAUUAUACCAGCACCCCGGCAGCACGAGGCUGCGGCAACACAAGUCGCGUGCUGUUCUUGUUUAAAGGGUAAAAGGACGUAGAUAAAAACGGACGGCUAGCUGUUAUAUCCGCUCUCCUCCAUACGGAAUACGCUACUGGGUCCACCGACAGCAUCCCUUCCAUCUUUGCUGUCCCCUUGUCAUCAGUCCCUUGUUCCAUCACCCACUGUCUCCCUCCAUCUGUUCCGUCGGUCUGUAAUGCGGGACUGAGGCAGCGGCUGGGGUUCUGUGUCCAGUCUGAAGCUGGGGAAGCUAAAGGUGGUGCGGCGGCAGCUGCUGCAGAGGUAUGAGCACCAGCCAUUUGUGUCAUGUCUGGCUGGUCUGUACGGUUGUCAGUGGAGACGCUACCAGAGGGCCAAGUCCCAGCCUGGCGAGUGCUGCUGCAGCCGGGUGGAGUGUGGGAGUGUGGUCCUCCUGGUCCUGACCUUCCUCCUCUCCUCCCUGUUCCUCUACUUCUGGAGCCAGGCUCACAACGACUACAAUGACUUUGACUGGUUUAACUUUGAGACUAUGGGAUUCUGGUUUCCCUGGUCUCUGGUGCUGCUUGUUAUUGCUGCUGCUCUGUUCACCUACAUCUCUCUGCUGCUGGUACUGGCAUUGUGUUUGCUGUCUGAGGGACAGAGACUGUAUCUUCACUGGAGUCACAAGAUGGGGAUUGUGGUGACCCUGGCGUUCUCAGUCAGUGCCAUGGCCGUUCUCUCCGAGGUCUGGAGUACAGAGUGGAAGACUCUCCUCCUCUCCCUGCAGGUGACAGCUCCCUUCCUUCAUGUAGGUGGGGUUUCAUUCAUGACUCUCCUGUCCUGGCCAAUAGCGCUAUACUUCUUUCGCAUGAACAAAAGAGUGCGUCAGGCGUGCCUGUUGAGUGUGUACAUUGUUGCAUUGUUCAGUUUCUACCUGGUUCCCCUGGCCAUGUAUUCUCCCUGCAUCAGGGCAGAUGGAACCCUGGGGCCCAAACCAACCCUCCUCGGACACAGAGGAGCUCCCAUGCUGGCUCCAGAGAACACCCUAAUGUCCUUUGAGAGUGCAUUGGAGGCUGGAGUGGACGGGCUGAAGACUGAUGUCACUAUCAGUGCUGAUGGUGUUCCAUUUGUGAUGCAUGACCUGACUCUCCAGAGGACCACUAAUGUAGAGGAGGUGUUUCCUAACAGAACACACGUACCUGCUGCCCUUUUCACCUGGGCUGACAUACAGCAGCUCAACGCUGGCGCCUGGUUCCUCUCUCGGGAUCCAUUUGGCACGGUGUCAUCUCUGUCCCCAGAGCAACGAGCUCAAGCGGCCAAUCAGACAGUUCCCUCCCUAGCAGAUGUUCUGAACCUAGCCAGUCAGGCAGGCAAGACAGUGUUGUUUGACCUGAGACAACCUCCACCUGGACAUCCUCACCGAGAUAACUACCUCAACAUCACCCUGGACCUCAUUCACACGCACAUCAACUCCAGCCAGGUGCUUUGGCUGCCGUCGGAGCAGAGAGAGAAGAUACAGCAGAUGGAUCCUGAGCUGCAGCAAACAGCUGGACAGAGUGCCUCUAUAGAAGAACUACAUAACAACCACAUCACCACCCUCAACCUGCACUACAGUACUAUGUCACUGCAGCAAAUCAGUAAGUACAGGCCGGUGAACAUCAGUGUGAACCUGUACGUAGUGAAUGAACCGUGGCUUUACUCUGUAGCCUGGUGCAGUGGAGCCUCCUCCGUGACCACCAACAACCUGCUGCUGAGGGACGUACACACGCCGCUGCUUCUGGUGAGUCCAGGGCAGUACAGUUUGCUGUGGGUUCUGACUGACUUGGUCUCGGCUGCCCUAAUUAUCUGUCUCUUCAUAUUCCACUGGUGGCGUGAGCGAGGCCUACAUUUCUGGUCAGGCAGUCGACAGACACAUGAAACAGGGCCUUAUAGCAAGUUCAGGACAGAUCCCGUGGAGAAGGGAUGGGGUCGAUGGAAUCCCUUCCAUUCAGUGUCUCCCACCAGAACCCUCAUCUCUCUCCCACUGGACCUCAAUCCAUGAAACACUUAACUCCUGAACCCUGCAUGAUCCAAUGAACCUCCCAUGAACCCACAAACCAACUGUGAAUCCUCCCCAAACCUCUGGACUUCAACACACGCAUGAAUCCUUUACCAAACCGUCGCCUAAGCUCCACCUACCACACACCUGACCGUUGCGGUCUAACCCGUGAUCUUUCCCCGGCAGAGCUCAGCGACGUCUGGUCCGUCUCCAGUGGGAACGUCAGGACGGAACUGCGGACCCCCAGUACCCUUCACCUCCCCACCAUCAAUGAGGAGUAACACGCACCCAGAUAAAACCAUAUAUACAUACAUAGACAGAGAUACACGCAUCUACACACUCGUAAACGCACAAGAGAAAGCAGACAGGAUGAAGAGGAGGAUCUGGAUGUGUAAGGUGGCAGCCGGACUGGGACCGUGUUUAUUUUUUCCUGUACCCGUGAUCUCUAGUGCUUUCUCAAUGGGAGCUGUCAUCAUAGCGUGACGCGUCCUUUUCUGCUUUGGUCCACUAGGAAGUCGAGUCUGUCAAGACAUAUGAUGGCAUGCUCAUUUAUUUCCAUUGUAGGCACCUGAGCCACCUGAGGGAGGUGCUAGAGUGUGGUGACAUCAGAACUAUGCAUCCCUGCUCCCUGGGCGAUGUUGGUCAAUAUGCAUUACCCAUAGGGUUCAGCAGCCACUAGUCAGCCAGCAGUAAAGUAAAUGAUCAAACCUAGACUUUAGUGGUCAGCUUGUCCCUACGACAAAAAGCACCUUAGGCUGCUGUGUUCGCUGAGUUCAACUUUUCACAUGCUAAAGGAGGUGUUAGAUAAUUCCUGAACUCCACACGUGCACACGACCACAGACCAAAAUGAAUCCAUUCUAAUUUGGUUACUGUACUCAAAGGCUCCGUGUGGCCUGGCUUUGAAGAAGAGGUUCAUGUGAAAGAUGAGCCAGUAUAUUUUGAUAAUCCUGACUGACAGUAGCUCCUGUCCUCACUCCCCUCAGGUGACCACUGGAGCUACUGAAUCAAAUUGCUCAUGAAAUAUAAUAUAUACAGUAUAUAUAUAUAUAUAUAUAUAUAUAUAUAUAUAUAUAUAUAUAUAUAUAUAUAUAUAUAUAUAUAUUUGUUCUCACUGUACAGACAUCAGCUGCAUUAGAGGAAUUGAUUCAUAUUGUAUGAUAUUUUGUGUGUGAGUGAAUGGAUGCAGUUGAACAAUGACUGUACUGUGCUUUUAGUUUGACACAGUUGUAAUGAUCAGGAGUUUCUAUUUGAAUGUAUGACCCAGCAGUAGCCUAGUGUUUUAGCAUGGCAGUGAAUACUGCUUCCACCAACACCGAUAUGAAUGACAUCUGUAAAAUCUUUAAAAUGUUGAGGUUGUAAAGCUAUAUCAUCAGGAGGUAGGGUGAGGGUAAGUUGGUUGGUAAUGGCCCUAUGGACAGUGUUUAGUGGGAGACAGGACAUCUAAGUGCCAAAAGGAAGACCACUAUCCAUAAGCCACUAGCCAUACAGAGGAGAA